AUGCUGCUAUUAAUAGCCUUGGCUUUCUCUGCUGCCAUUGGGAUCACGUUUCUUGUUCUGGGAUGUGCUCUGUUUCAGAACUGGUGGCCAAUGUUUGUGCUGUUUUUCUACUUCCUGUCACCAGUACCAACGGUAAUCUCUCGUCGUCUCUCAGGCAGUCUCGAUUCCUCCAGCAGUGCCCUUAUCGAGCUGUGUAUAUUUCUGACCGUGGGAAUUGUGAUUUCAGCAGUUGGUUUACCCAUUGUAUUGGCUAGAACCUCAGUGAUCCAGUGGGGAGCCUGUGGUUUGGUCCUGGCAGGGAAUGUUGUCGUGUUUCUAACAAUCCUUGGAUAUUUCUUCGUGUUUGGAAAUGAUGAGCUAGAUUAUUCCUCAUGGUGAUGAACACAGACCUGAUCUAUUUAUAUUUUAAAACAGACCUAGAGAACCUGACCUUUUAAUAUUAAUUUUGAAAAAAAUUAAUUCUACAUUUUGAUGUAGAAAAAUUUGAUGGCAGAGAGAAGUAAUGUAGUGUUU
Saccostrea echinata is the source of this 513-nucleotide messenger RNA. Its product is annotated as leptin receptor gene-related protein-like. Gene Ontology annotation, cellular component: endosome. Lineage: Eukaryota; Metazoa; Mollusca; Bivalvia; Ostreida; Ostreidae. The transcript has 4 exons. Gene Ontology annotation, biological process: late endosome to vacuole transport via multivesicular body sorting pathway. The record is from RefSeq and is a predicted model, not a curated record. The coding region runs from base 1 to 378 and encodes 125 amino acids.